AUGACCCCUGACCCCCUGCUGUGUUCCUGCAGAGAGUCCAGUGUGUCCUGUAAUGGCCUGAGGGGCCGCCCCCCCUCCCUGCUCAAAGCCCCGUCACUGAACCCCCCCCCCGCCAUGGGAGACGGUCUGGAGGCCGGCAGCAGCCUCAACCCCCCCUCCGCCCCCCCGUCCCUCGCCUUCAACGCCCCCGUCCCAGAAAUAUGGAACCCCUCCAGACCCAAGAGACAGACCAACCAGCUGCAGUUCCUGCUUAAAGAGGUGUAUAAGACGUUGUGGAAACAUCACUUUGCGUGGCCCUUCCAGGCUCCUGUAGAUGCCAUCAAGCUGGGCUUACCUGACUACUACAAGAUCAUCAAGAUCCCGAUGGACAUGGGCACCAUAAAGAAGCGCCUGGACAGCCACUUCUACUGGAACGCUCAGGAGUGCAUUCAGGACUUCAACACCAUGUUCACCAACUGCUACAUCUACAACAAGCCUGGCGAUGACAUCGUCCUGAUGGCGGAGGCUCUGGAGAAAGUUUUUCUGCACAAGAUCACAGAGAUGCCGCAAGAGGAGAAGGAGAUCGCCGUGGUUACGAAGGGUCGUCGGGGGGGCCGCCGGGAGCCAGGUGUGAUCUCCAAGUCUGACUCGGGCCAGGACUCCUCCUCCCCCUUCUCCACCCCCCACACUCGGGAGGGUUUCUCCUCCCCCCCCACCACGCCUCGAGCAGCUCCCCCCCCUCAGGCCCCCUCCCCCAGCUUCUCCUCCCCCCCCAGCUCUCUCGUGUCCCUCCCACCGCUCCCUCUCACCUGGGACCCCCUUUCCCCCCCUCUCACCUGGGACCCCCCUUCCCCCCCUCUCACCCGGGACCCCCUUUCCCCCCCUCUCACCUGGGACCCCCCUUCCCCCCCUCUCACCUGGGACCCCCUUUCCCCCCCCUCUCACCUGGGACCCCCCUUCCCCCCCUCUACCUGGGACCACCCUUCCCCCACUCUCACCUUGGACCCCCCUCCUUCCCCCUGUCAGCUGACGCCCCCCCCCCAGGGCCUCACCUCCCUGCCCCCCCCAGGCCUGACGCACCCCGGCCUCCCUUCCAUGCUGCAGAGCCCCCCCGCCCUCAUCAAGCAGAGGAAGAGUCAGAAGAGGAAAGCCGACACCACGACUCCCGCCAACGACCAGCUCAGCGAGUCCUCGCCCGCCGACGCCCGGCCGCGGCGCGACAGCAUCCGCCCGGCCAAGACGCCCAGGAAGGAGGCGUCUCAGCCGGACUCCCAGCUGCACCCGGGCGGGGGGGCGCUGCUGGUGGGGGGGGGGCGGGUCUCUGACAGGCAGGAGCAGAUGAGGUCCUGUAACAGAGUCCUCAAAGAACUGCUCUCUAAGAAACACAUCGGAUACGCAUGGCCCUUCUACAAGCCGGUCGACGCCCGAGCGCUGGGGCUGCACGACUACCACGACAUCAUCAAGCACCCCAUGGACCUGAGCACUGUGAAGAAAAAGCUUGACGGCCGGCAGUACCGAGGCGCUCCGGAGUUCGCUGCUGACGUCCGGGUGAUGUUCUCCAACUGCUACAAGUACAACCCCCCCGACCACGACGUGGUCAACAUGGCCCGAAAACUACAGGACGUGUUUGAGAUGCGUUUCGCUAAGAUGCCGGACGAGCCCGAGGACCGGACCCCGACCCCCUCCUCAGCUCUGCACCCCGCCCCCUCCUCUGCUCUGCACCCCGCCCCCUCCUCUGCUCUGCACCCCGCCCCCUCCUCCGCUCUGCACUCCGCCCCCUCCUCCACUCUGCACCCCGCCCCCCUCCAUACGACAAGCCCCGCCCCCUCCCGCCCCCUCCGAGGACUCCAGCCCCAGCUCCUCCGAGUCGUCGGGCGGAGACUCGGACCACGAGCGGGAGCACCGAUUGGUCGAGUUACAGGAACAGGUCAGAGUGCUGAAGGCGGUCCACGAGCAGCUGGCCGCCCUCUCGCAGCCCCCCCCCAAACCCAAGAAGAAAGAGAAGGAGAAAGAGAAGAAGAAGGAGAAGGAGAAGAAGCACAAGAAGAAGAUGGAGGAGCCGCUGGAGCCCCCCCCCCCUCCAUGACGCUUCCGACCGCCAAGAAAAACAAGAGCAGCAAAGAGCCCGUGGUCCUGAAGAAGGAGCGCAAAAAACCUGGGAAGAAGGAAGGAGUUAAACACAGUCGCCCGCUCGUGGCUCCUCAGCCCGGCCCGACGCCGCUCGUCCCCUCGGCCGCUCUGGAAGCAGAGGAUGAACUGGAUGUGUUCGGGGCCGUCACGGCGGAGCGGGGGAAGCCAAUGUCGUACGAGGAGAAGCGGCAGCUGAGUCUGGACAUCAACAAGCUGCCCGGAGACAAGCUGGGCCGAGUCGUUCACAUCAUCCAGACCCGAGAGCCGUCGCUAAAGAACUCCAACCCCGACGAGAUCGAGAUCGACUUCGAGACGCUGAAGCCGUCCACGCUGCGGGAGCUGGAGAAGUACGUGUGCACCUGCCUGAAGAAGAAGAAGAAGACGUCAG
Molecule: messenger RNA, 2497 nt
Organism: Gymnodraco acuticeps
Lineage: Eukaryota; Metazoa; Chordata; Actinopteri; Perciformes; Bathydraconidae
Product: bromodomain-containing protein 4-like
Biological process (GO): chromatin remodeling; positive regulation of transcription elongation by RNA polymerase II
Cellular component (GO): nucleus; chromatin
Source: RefSeq, a predicted model, not a curated record